UGAACUAAAAGCAGAAUCAUGGUAAAUUCCACACGUACUUCUUACUUCACCCUUGCUGCCUACUGUGACACUGGGAUUUUCAGGUAUUUACUUUUCAUGAUUGUUAUGUUAUUAUAUAUGUUAAUAAUUUGUUCCAACCUUCUGCUCAUUGUGGUUAUCUGUAUGAACAGGAGCUUACAUGAACCUAUGUACAUGUUCCUGUGCAGUCUGUUUGUAAAUGAACUGUAUGGUAGUUCAGGGUUGUUCCCGUUCCUUCUGACUCAGAUUCUCUCUGACAUUCACACGGUUCCUGCUUCUCUUUGUUUCUUGCAGAUUUACUGUUUGUAUACAUAUGCAAAUGUCCAAUUUUGUAACUUAUCCGUCAUGUCUUACGACAGAUAUCUUGCUAUCUGUUAUCCUCUACAAUAUCACACACGCAUGACAUGUCACAAGGUUUCCAUGCUUAUUGCGUCAGUAUGGUUGUACCCAUUUCUUGAAGUUGCUGUCAUGGUAGCUUUGAGUGCUCCUUUACAGCUGUGUGGGAACAUAAUUCACAAAGUGUACUGUGACAACUUCUCUAUCAUCAAACUGGCCUGCUUCGACACCAGAGUCAACAACAUCUAUGGACUUGUUUACACAUUUACCAUAAUAGUUGGUGUUUUAACUUUAAUUUUUUAUAGUUAUUUAAAGAUUCUUAUUAUCUGUUUCUCUGGCUCUAAACAGACGAGACAGAAAGCUGUCAGCACCUGCACACCUCACCUCGUGUCUCUGCUCAACUUCUCUUUUGGUUGUUUCUUUGAAGUAUUACAGAGCAGAUUUAAUAUGAACAGUCUACCAAACAUGGUACGCAUUUUUUUGUCAUUAUACUUUCUGACAUGCCAACCGCUCUUUAACCCUGUACUUUAUGGACUGAAAAUGUCAAAAAUACGUACAUUAUUUAAACUUACUGUUUUUGGUAAGAUGUAA
Messenger RNA from Acanthopagrus latus (yellowfin seabream), 945 nucleotides. Its product is annotated as olfactory receptor 142-like. Gene Ontology annotation, biological process: G protein-coupled receptor signaling pathway. NCBI's taxonomy places the organism in Eukaryota, Metazoa, Chordata, Actinopteri, Spariformes, Sparidae. The record is from RefSeq and is a predicted model, not a curated record. The coding region runs from base 19 to 945 and encodes 308 amino acids. The transcript has a single exon. Gene Ontology annotation, cellular component: membrane. Gene Ontology annotation, molecular function: G protein-coupled receptor activity; olfactory receptor activity.